AAUAAUAAACUUUUUUUUUUUUUUUUAAUGAUCAAAGAGUCAAAGGUGAAAGUCAAAAGACUCUUUGAGGUGGCUUUAAAUAAAUAACUUAUUUUAGAUAAGUGAAAACUGGUUUUGGUCAGAUCUGGUUUAGCCAUGUGAGUGGGUGAUAAGCAGUGUUGGAGAGUAACUUUACAUGAAACGGAAUUACAUAAUUUAAUUACAAAAUAAAUGUAAUCAGUUACAGUUACUGAAAAAAAUUAUAAUGAUUACAAAGGGGCUUACAUGAAUAUUUUCACACGCACACAGAUUUGAUUUCUUUCCUAAAUUGCAUUAACUGCUCUAAAAUAUAAAACUCCAAUGUUUCAGGAGUUUAUGGCAGAGUAUGACACAUGCUUAUUCGAUAGCAUUCUGUUUUAUUUCCUAUUUGGGUUUAUGUAUAUGCUUUCUUUUUUAAGAUUAACAGUUUUUCCCAAUGCAUUGUUAGAUGCCAGUGUUUCCUGUUGUAGCUAUGCAAGUACUCGAUUUCAAGUACAGUAUCAUAACUAUUAAACUGUAUCUUAUGAAUUUAAAUCCGUAUUUAACCUCAGAAUCAUCUCAAGGUAAAAAGAGGUGCUAAAGUCGGAUUUUGUGGUGGCUGUGCUUUAAAAUUAAAUGAUUAUAAUCUUAAUUCAAGCGAUGAAGGAUUUUGAAAGUCUGACAGUAAUCAGUGUUGAGUUGUACUGUAAGGUUAACCCUGCCUGAGCAAUAUUGCAAAAGCACCAGAUAGAUAGAGAGAUAGAUAGAUAGACAGAGCUCUCCUUGGGGAUAUCAAGCUUUAACCGUUGAGAACACCUGUUGAUAUCUUCUCGUGAUUUCCAGCGCCUUCACCACAGGGCGGAGCUACAACCGUGUUUUACAAAGCGAGCUUGACGUCUGCAGACAACAAGCGCCAUCUGUUUACCUUCUCAUUCCAGCUUAAAUCAAUACGUCGAACGGCUGUGGAAUAUGGUGACGAAGCGAAUUAGGUCCGAAUACAUGAAGAAAUUUAAGGAUCCGAAAUGGGACACUUAUGCAAAAUGUUAUGAGGAUUUGCUGAAGUACAGACUGUCAAGACGGCUGUUGGAGCAAGCGCACAACCCCUGGUUUUGGGGAGAAUGGGGGAGCGAGACAGGCUCCACUGGUAAAUCUACUCCUCUGAGUCGGAAUAAAGUUGAACCUGAGAGGCUCCAUGAAGAGAAACCAGAACGAUCUGCAUGUGUGACACCUGAACCUGAACCAGAACCACAGGCAGAAGACACUGCGGACACCACAGAGCUCGUUACCAGAGUAGCUGAGCAGAGUCAUCAAGAGGGGAAGGAAGAGAGAGCCAGAGAAAGCUCUCCUGCUCUCAACCCAGAAACUGACACGCAUAUCCUGAACACACCAAAGAGCAAACACCUCUCCUCACACAAGUAUUCAAGAUCAAAAGUCAAGCCUCAUGCCACCAAAGACCCUGAAAAAGAGAACCGUCACCCUUUUGCCCUGUAUGGUGCAGGAGAGAGGAAGACAGAUAUGGCUUCCAAGAAAACCCACAAUGUUGGUCCUGCAGCAUCAACUGCAGAGAUCCAUGAGUCAGCGUUGCGAGCAAAAACCAGACGGGAGGUGGAAAAACAGAUGAAGAGAUUUGACAAACAAAGAACCAGAUCUGCUGACUUCGAAAAGAGCAGAAAUAAGAUUGUCCCUGAAUUCAACCCCUGGAUGACAGAGUACAUGCGCUGCUUUUCAGCUCGUUCUCGGUAGUACUGCUUUCUGAAAUCCUUUGGAAAUGUCAGUGACUAUCUAAACCUCUCAGGCUAAACAACCCAAAACACUUCACAUGAUGACUGGCACAUCUGUUCAGCUCACUUCCCGUCUUCCAGAAUGGGCCACAAUGAAUCAAACAGAUUUUAAGGUUUUUUAGGGGUUUAUUUACACCAUGGAUAUGUUGCAUUUACUGGUACAUAUCAAACAUGAAAACACAAUCCAUUGAUGCUGCAGGGCAAAUUGUCAAACAAUCACAUGCCUUGUUGCAUGAUUUUUGUAGGUCACGUAGAUUUACAGGCCAUGAGAUUUACCAGCGUCUCUUUACACUCUUAGCCAAUUACUUAAAUGUGUUCAGUAACUAUCAGACAAUUACAGACAUAUAAUGUGAUGUAUUGUAAUGUUGCGUAUUAUCUACAUUGUGUUAGUAGGUAGGUUUAAUGUAAAUAAAUCUGUUUUGUACUUUACAGAAAUCAUUUGCGCCAACAUGGAUCUUUGUAGUGUUAAUUAAUCAACACUUAAAUAAUCUCACAUUGGCAGUUGAUCUGUUAUAUUAAUAUCUGCGUUCUUUGAAAUGAGAUGUAUUAUUUUAUGUAUAUUCACACUAAUGGUGUAUUCCAUGUGGUAUUGUAUCAGAACAGUAAUAUAAUAACAUUAUAUAUAUAUAUGAAACAUGAAACUCACAGCAAAAUGACAAAUCAUUUUUGAAUGAGAUCAUAUACAACAAAAGCAAUUCCAGCUGUUCAUCAUCAAGCAUAACUUUCAUUCAGUGUGAUGUUAUUUGGUUUUUAGUAGCACUCAGGUAUUUCUUGUUGUAUUUUAUGUAACUUAUUAUUGAGAAAUAAUGAUAUUGGGAUAUUUGUACACUAUUUAUAUUUUAAGGGUAUUGAACUACUUUUAACUGUAUUUUUAGUUCAGAAUCUCUGAACAAAUGUACAGGUAUUUUUUCCCACAUAUCUUCAUAGUGAUUUAUGGCACGUACUAUGUGAAUAGUGUUGGUUGUAACGUAAGAAUAAUGCAGCCAUAAUGUAUACGAGCUACAUAAAUAUGAUGAAUAUCCAUUCCACUGUCUGUUAUGGAAGCAGUUUUGAAGGGUAUUAAAAUUUAAGUGUUUAGAUUACUGCCUGUGAAAGUAAGAUGUGUUUAUAUGCGAUGAGUUUUUCUUAACACUUUCUUUAUGAGGACACAGUCUGAUUUCAGUCUUAACAUUUUUAACAGGUUGCUGUUAAUGGUAUGUUAAAGUAAAAUAAAACAAAACAUUUUUCAUAAGUGUAUUACGGCUAUAAAAGUAGUUCUUAUGUUUGUCGGUAAGGAUAGUUUGUUCACAGGUUUGGUGCAGUAAAAUAUGAAACUCUGUUCUCACUAAUGCACAAGACCUCAUCCAUGUGUCAGAUCCAUGCAGCAAUUUAAAUGCCCCCUUUAUUCACUUUAACUGAAUGAAUUUUAUGAAUUGUUCCUUAACAUUUUUUUAAAGAAAUUGUUGCAUUUUCAUGAAGAAAGCUGUCUAGAAAGUUUUACACAAAUUACAUUGAUUUUACAAACACUGAUUUUACAUUCAGCAGCUAAAUUGUACAUUUGAUUAGGUCGGUUUUGAAUCAGACCUUAAUUCUUUACAUCAGUGCUACAGAUUUAUAAAGAUUCUUUUUUUUUUUUUUUUUU
Onychostoma macrolepis is the source of this 3399-nucleotide messenger RNA. It is a transcript of the gene ccsapb, whose product is annotated as centriole, cilia and spindle-associated protein b. Gene Ontology annotation, molecular function: microtubule binding. The transcript is spliced from 4 exons. Gene Ontology annotation, cellular component: centriole; ciliary basal body; spindle. Bases 967 to 1740 code for a protein of 257 amino acids. Gene Ontology annotation, biological process: regulation of mitotic spindle assembly. The record is from RefSeq and is a predicted model, not a curated record. NCBI's taxonomy places the organism in Eukaryota, Metazoa, Chordata, Actinopteri, Cypriniformes, Cyprinidae.